This is a messenger RNA of Strongylus vulgaris, 242 nucleotides long. The record is from the annotation of a GenBank genome assembly. NCBI's taxonomy places the organism in Eukaryota, Metazoa, Nematoda, Chromadorea, Rhabditida, Strongylidae.
AUGGAAUCAAUGCGGCAGAAAAGAAUCAACGAAGAGAAGGCUUUUACAGCCACUACAUCCCCGAAUGGAGCUAAUGGAAAUGUGGGAGCAAGUAAUGGAGUUGUACUGCAGCAUCGACGCUCUUCACGGGUGUCUGAAAUUGCAAGCGCUCUAUCAUCACCUCGAAGGAAUCUUGGAUCAGUUCCUGAGUUGCAAGCAGAAGUUCGUGCAAAUUCGCCGCGACCUUCUUCAAGAAGGUGAGA